AAUCCUUUUUCCUGGACGCGUUUCCUGGCUUCUUGCAGAGGGGACCGCAAAGACGACAUGCUUUACGCGUUGGACUCUCACUGCACCAGGACACAAUUUGGACUUUUAAUCGAUUUGGGGAUUUAAUGCAUUCAAAUCCAACAGAAAAUCUGUUGAAAGAAAGCAAAGGAACAUCUUGGGGUCCAAUAAAUACAGGAGUGCAAAAAGGGAGUGGACAGAUCCAGCUCUGGCAGUUCCUACUAGAGCUCCUCUCCGACAGCACCAACGUGUCCUGCAUCGCCUGGGAGGGCACCAACGGAGAGUUCAAGCUCAUCGACCCGGACGAGGUGGCCCGGCGCUGGGGCGAGCGCAAAAGCAAACCCAACAUGAACUAUGACAAGCUGAGCAGGGCGUUGCGCUACUAUUACGACAAAAACAUAAUGACGAAAGUCCACGGCAAGAGAUACGCCUACAAAUUUGACUUCCACGGCUUGGCGCAGGUGUGUCAGCCUUCAACCACCGAGCAGGCCAUCUACAAGUUUCAGGGGAACUUCUCCCCGAUUCCCUUUACCGGGAUUUCCAAACUGAACCUCGUGGCUCCUGGCGUGGGGCCCUCCGGUUUCUCCUAUUGGCCCGGGACCCCCCCGGCGGCUCUGUAUCACGGCCACAACUUGCAGCCUGCGGGGCCCUUUGGCACUGUUUCGCCAUCCCACAUCAGCUGCGUCAACAACAUCAACAGUCUGAGCAACAUCAAUAACCACUACAACUGACUCUUACUGAUCCUUUUAAAGCAAACUGGGAAAUGUAGACGUAACCGAUGCACUAUAGAGGUCAGUCAGGAUGCAGACAAAAAAUGUCAUUUCAACUAAAAUACUUG
Molecule: messenger RNA, 856 nt
Organism: Melanotaenia boesemani (Boeseman's rainbowfish)
Lineage: Eukaryota; Metazoa; Chordata; Actinopteri; Atheriniformes; Melanotaeniidae
Gene: fev
Product: FEV transcription factor, ETS family member
Exons: 3
Coding region: 126-749 (207 amino acids)
Biological process (GO): cell differentiation; regulation of transcription by RNA polymerase II
Cellular component (GO): nucleus
Molecular function (GO): DNA-binding transcription factor activity, RNA polymerase II-specific; sequence-specific DNA binding
Source: RefSeq, a predicted model, not a curated record